AUGCAGACAUUUAACAAGUUUCCGAUUGCCUUUCUUGUUUUAUCCAUUGGCGGAUUGUUGCGAUUAUCAUUAGCGGCCAAUUGGUAUACAACCUAUGAUGAUCGUCGAUAUUACAUAGAGGAUUCACCUAAGUAUAACUGGCUUCAAGCCCUCGAUGAAUGUUCCCGACGAGGUUUACAACUUUUUGUCAUUGAUGAUCCCUCAAAAAAUACAGCCUUAGUAAAUUUUCUCAAAUUAUUGUAUGGAAAACCUCUUGAUUUAUGGAUUGGUCAUCAUGAUGAGUUCAACAACGAUGCAAAUCGCACCUGGUACUCGGCAGCUUCUGGAGGGGCCAUAAAUUAUGGUAACUGGGCUAAAGGAGAACCAAAUAAUCGCUUUGGAGAACAUUGCGUACAAUUAUAUCGCAAAUCGGAUUUCCAAUGGAAUGAUGAAGACUGCGAUGAUCAUUAUUUUGGUUAUAUUUGUGAGGAACACUUUUUAACUGGCAAAUGUCACAAGGAUUUGGAGCAUAUUUCUUCCAUUGAUAGCAGAUUUAUAGGCGUGGAUUUUUAA
Molecule: messenger RNA, 552 nt
Organism: Musca vetustissima
Lineage: Eukaryota; Metazoa; Arthropoda; Insecta; Diptera; Muscidae
Product: perlucin-like protein
Exons: 3
Coding region: 1-552 (183 amino acids)
Biological process (GO): biological process involved in interspecies interaction between organisms
Cellular component (GO): external side of plasma membrane
Molecular function (GO): carbohydrate binding
Source: RefSeq, a predicted model, not a curated record